UCUCUGUGUAAACUGUACGGACACUCUCGCUGAGAACUUUCUCUCUCUUAUCUGUACGGAAACACUUCGAACUCCAGAAUGAAUCCACCUAAUUUCCUCGAUGCGGAGGAAGAAGAGCUCUCUCGGACUAAAGAACCGGCACCGGCCACAACGGAUACUGAUCUUCCUCCAGAGCCGCAGGCACCCGCCACAACGGAGACUAAUCUUCCUCAAGCGCGGGAACCGGUCACGAUGGAGAGAAAUGAUCACAGUGUGGUCGUGUCCAGGGAUCUGAAUUUGGACCUGAGCGUUUGCGAAAUUGAUCUGGAGGUUCAGUGCUUUUAUAAGCGUGACAAUUUGGCGGCAUUCAGAUCAAACGAUGCUUGGGGUAAAGCUUCCGAAACCGAUGAGAAAUUUCUAAUAUCUGAUUCGGAGAAAGGAAGCGCAAGUUCGGCUGUGAAAUGUCAAGAUUCUCCGAAGAAAGGAGAUCAGGCUUCAAAAUCUGAGGAAAAGAACAAGGAGAACGUGGCCAUUUUUGACUUUGAUUUGAGCCUUUUGAACAUUGGUAUGAUAGAGAGUUCACCGGCUGGUGGUCAUGGCCAUCAGGUGAAUGAGGAAGAGAGCAGUGCGAUGACGGAAGAGGCCGGCGAGGGCGCUCACAGCGAUGGAUCCGAGAAAAAUAUUAUCUGAAUUUCUUGAAUUUUCAACUACGUACGUACAUUAAAGGUAAAAACAAUGCGCUCUUCAUGGACAUUGAGCA
Molecule: messenger RNA, 739 nt
Organism: Alnus glutinosa
Lineage: Eukaryota; Viridiplantae; Streptophyta; Magnoliopsida; Fagales; Betulaceae
Exons: 2
Coding region: 79-669 (196 amino acids)
Source: RefSeq, a predicted model, not a curated record